UUAGUUUGUAAUCAUUCGGAAUUAUUUUUGUUUAGGUUAGACUUUCGCGUCUCUAAUUGGUCAAUAAACGUCCAGUUUUCUUCAGACUGACUGCAAACUAAGGAGUAGACGACUCUUGGAGAGAAAACGAGAUGAAGGAAUAAAUAAGAAGGAAAGGGUAUUGACAUAUUUGUUCGUUUGUGCAGAUGGCCAAUCAAUCUACUAUUCCUGUUGAACAGUUGGUGACUGACAAAAGCGCAGUCUCUACACGAACGUAUGUUGGAUUCAUUAGACAUUCAAAUUCAGAAUGUAAAACUGAUGGUUUUGCUUGUAAAGAGAAAGACUAGUGCAUUAUUACUUCUAACACAGACCACGCGCGGCACCAAACCAUCUGAGAGAAAAGUUUGUGAGUAAAACGUGCAGCGCGCAACAGCGAUGAACUGCUGUAGAUGAGCUGUAGACAGCAGGUGUCUUGGGCUAAAGGGGAGUUUAAGCGUCAUGGAGUCUGACGGGUCCGCUGGCUUGACUAAAUCGGCUGCAUUUAAGUUGUCUGAAAUGGGCGAAAAAAGUAACCAGCUUGGCAUUGCAAUGCGCGAGCCCAAGCGACAGAGACGCGUUAUUCUGGUGAUCGUGUGCAUCGCACUUCUGCUGGAUAACAUGCUUUACAUGGUGAUCGUUCCCAUCAUUCCCGAUUAUCUCACAGAUUUAGAAGACGCGCGCGCGGCGCACUUCCAUGCCAACUCUACAUCGGACAGGGCAAACCACGGGACAAGCAACAGGGGAGAUCUAGAUGUGCAGAUAGGAGUUUUAUUCGCAUCCAAAGCCCUCUUGCAACUCAUGGUGAACCCCAUAUCUGGAACUUUCAUUGACCGAGUUGGAUACGAUAUUCCUCUGCUGAUCGGCCUUUUGGUGAUGUUCGUGUCUACGUGUAUAUUUGCGUUUGCCGAGAACUACGGGACUCUCUUCGUGGCUCGCAGCCUGCAGGGUCUCGGCUCGGCGUUUGCCGACACGUCUGGAAUCGCGAUGAUAGCGGACAAAUACACGGAGGAAGCGGAGAGGAGUCGCGCGCUCGGCAUCGCGCUCGCCUUCAUCUCGUUCGGCAGUCUCGUGGCACCUCCGUUCGGCGCCGUCCUGUACGAAUUCGCGGGUAAACGGGUCCCGUUCAUAGUUCUUGCCUCUGUUUGCUUGGCAGACGGAAUUUUGCUUUUGACCGUGAUCAAACCUUUUUCGAACAGGACGCGAGAGAAUAUGCCUGUCGGGACCCCAAUUUGCCGGCUCAUGAUUGACCCGUAUAUCGCUGUGGUCGCGGGUGCCCUGACCGUCUGUAACAUCCCUCUGGCUUUUCUCGAGCCCACCAUAGCUAACUGGAUGGAGAGGACCAUGAACGCCAGUAAGUGGGAGAUGGGGCUCGUCUGGUUGCCCGCUUUUCUCCCCCAUGUGUUGGGGGUUUACAUCACCGUCCGUUUGGCGGCAAAGUAUCCGAAUUUGCAGUGGUUCUAUGGCGCUCUCGGUAUGCUCAUCAUAGGAGCGAGUUCAUGCACAGUGCCAGCCUGCAGAAACUUCUCCCAGUUAAUCUUCCCCCUGUGCGGCAUUUGCUUCGGCAUCGCUCUAGUUGACACGGCGCUUUUGCCGACUCUGGCCUUCUUGGUGGAUGUGCGUCAUGUGUCAGUGUAUGGAAGCGUUUAUGCAAUCGCAGACAUCUCAUACUCUGUCGCUUACGCUAUGGGCCCGGUGGUUGCAGGUCAGAUUGUACACAACCUGGGCUUUGUUCAGUUAAACCUUGGUAUGGGCUUAGUUAACCUGCUUUACGCGCCGGCAUUGCUUUUGCUUCGGCACGUGUGCCAGAUGAAGCCGUCUCAGUCGGAGAGAAAUGUGCUGCUGGAGGAAGGACCCACCGGACUUUAUGACACUAUUCAAAUGGAAGAGCGCAAACUCAAGCGGAAAGGUUUGUGCACCACGACUAGUAACGCGCGUCCCGUGGAAAAGAACGGAAUCUCUGAGCGCUCCAAAUCUUAUUCAGAGGAAGACUCGUCCGAACCAGAGUACAUUUAACUACCAGGAUACAGAGAGUACACACAUGUUUUUUUCAUUUAGUGAUUCGCUGGACAUUCACAGACUACAUAUGGCAAACAUUCAGCUUCUGUUGUGCAAUAUUAACCCCCUUCCCUGACCUCAUGAAAUGUAACUGCUAAACAUUCUGUGAUUGACAUAUAAAAUAUCUCGUUUGGAUGUGAGCGACACUUUCGCAUAUAGUGUGUAGAAAAUAUGAACAGAUUGAGUAGGCUAAAAUGCGUGAUAUAAACGCACGAAAUUGAAAUAAAACCAAUAUGGAACAAA
This is a messenger RNA of Misgurnus anguillicaudatus (oriental weatherfish), 2316 nucleotides long. It is a transcript of the gene slc18a3b, whose product is annotated as solute carrier family 18 member 3b. Gene Ontology annotation, cellular component: terminal bouton; AP-1 adaptor complex; AP-2 adaptor complex. Gene Ontology annotation, molecular function: xenobiotic transmembrane transporter activity; acetylcholine transmembrane transporter activity. NCBI's taxonomy places the organism in Eukaryota, Metazoa, Chordata, Actinopteri, Cypriniformes, Cobitidae. Gene Ontology annotation, biological process: chemical synaptic transmission; xenobiotic transport; transmembrane transport. The record is from RefSeq and is a predicted model, not a curated record.